Oncorhynchus tshawytscha (Chinook salmon) is the source of this 3497-nucleotide messenger RNA. Its product is annotated as phosphatidylinositol 4-kinase type 2-alpha-like. The record is from RefSeq and is a predicted model, not a curated record. Lineage: Eukaryota; Metazoa; Chordata; Actinopteri; Salmoniformes; Salmonidae. Gene Ontology annotation, biological process: phosphatidylinositol phosphate biosynthetic process; endosome organization; Golgi organization. Bases 153 to 1481 code for a protein of 442 amino acids. The transcript has 9 exons. Gene Ontology annotation, molecular function: 1-phosphatidylinositol 4-kinase activity. Gene Ontology annotation, cellular component: endosome; lysosomal membrane; plasma membrane.
AUUCCGAGUGGGUGGGUCUUUAUGCAGAGGAUGACAGUCAUGUUUUGUUUGAAAGCUUGGAAUCAACAGCAUCGAAACAACACCUCGUCGGAUUCCCUGGCUCCUGUCUGUCCAUUUACCCGCUGCUGUAAUACCCGAAAUCCCACGCUGAAAUGGAAGAAACGAGCCCCCUCGUCUCUCCUCUCCAGCACUCCAUAGAUUACAACUACUGCCAGAGCGAAGCCACCAGUCCAAGAACUCCGGGUUCUGUGGUGCGAGUGUCGGCUGGGAGCCCUGGACGCAGCCGGGAGAGACAGCCGCUUUUGGUCAGGGACAGAGGGAACUCUCCGCGGGAUCCACACAGGAAUGAGUUUCCAGACGACCCAGAGUUUCGGGAGAUCGUGAGGAAAGCAGAACAAGCCAUAGAAGAAGAGAUCUUUCCAGAGAUCAUCUGCCAAGGAUCUAGUGGUAGUUACUUCGUGAAAGACUCUCAAGGGAACGUAAUCGGUGUGUUCAAGCCUAGGAACGAGGAGCCGUAUGGUCAGCUAAACCCAAAGUGGACCAAGUGGCUCCAGAAGCUGUGUUGUCCCUGUUGCUUCGGACGGGACUGUCUGGUCCUGAACCAGGGCCAUCUGUCUGAGGCCGGGGCCAGUCUGGUGGACCAGAAACUACAGCUCAAUAUCGUGCCCCAGACCAAGGUGGUGUACCUGGCCAGUGAAACGUUUAACUACAAUGCUAUAGACAGAGUCAAGUCUCGGGGAAAGAGGCUAGCUCUGGAGAAAGUUCCCAAAGUUGGACAGCGCUUCAACAGAAUAGGCCUCCCUCCUAAGGUGGGAUCAUUCCAGUUGUUUGUGGAGGGCUACAAAGACGCAGACUAUUGGCUAAAGCGGUUUGAGGCAGAGCCUCUUCCAGAGAACACCAAUCGGCAGCUGCAGCUUCAGUUCGAGAGACUGGUGGUCCUCGACUAUAUAAUUAGGAACACAGAUCGGGGGAAUGACAACUGGCUGUUAAAAUACGACUGUCCAAUGGACAUAGAAAGGAACCGGGAGACAGACUGGGUGGUGGUAAAAGAGCCUAUUAUCAGACUGGCAGCCAUAGACAAUGGUCUUGCCUUCCCAAUCAAACACCCUGACUCCUGGAGAGCCUAUCCAUUCUACUGGGCGUGGUUAUCUCAGGCUAGGGUUCCUUUCUCUGAGGAGAUUAGGGACUUGGUUCUGCCGAAACUGACCGACCCCACCUUCAUCAAAGACCUGGAGGAAGACCUCUACCAACUCUUUAAGAAGGAUCCAGGCUUUGACAGAGGACAGUUCCACAAACAGAUAGCUGUGAUGAGAGGACAGAUUUUGAACCUGAGCCAGGCCCUGAAGGAGCGUAAGACCCCCCUACAACUGGUCCAGAUGCCCCCAGUCAUAGUGGAGACAGCCAGAGCACCACAGAGAGCCAACAGUGAGUCCUACACACAGAGCUUCCAGAGCAGGAAACCCUUCUUUACCUGGUGGUAGAGGAGGAGGCCAAGUAGAAGAGGAGGUAAGAGAGGGAGAGACUUGAGAUGGAGGAAGACUGUGUAGCACUGGAGCAGAAAGAGAGGAUAGUGAGAAGCAAGACAGAUGAAGAGGGAAGAGUAGGGAGGAAGAAUGGACCAGAUUGAGAGACUGGAGAUGGAGGAAGACCGUAUAGCACUGGAGCAGAAAGAGAGGAUAGUGAGAAGCGAGACAGAUGAAGAGGGAAGAGUAGGGAGGAAGAAUGGACCAGAUUGAGAGACUGGAGAGGAGGAAAACCUCUGCCUUACUUCAGUUUCAUCAGCCAAUAAAGCUCUUCCCUGCUCAUAACCAAUAGGAAGUCAGAUAUGUUUCUACCUUCCCUGGAACCCAUCAGAGACAGUUGUGCUGUAACUACAGACAUAAGAGAGAGAGAGAAGUGUCAAAAUUCAGAACGAAUGUAUCUUACAAAUGAUAUUUUUAAAUAAAUAUAAAGGGGUAAAGAAUGGUAUGUUAAGACAGUUGUGUAGCCCUGCACUGGUAGUUGGCUGAAAGAGAUGAUUAUAAAGACUCAAAACUGUGAAAGACUCCCACUGUGGCAGAGGUUAGGUUCCCAUUGCCAAUUGAUGGUUGUAUUUAUUGUAACCAGUCAAUGAAGGAGAAUGCUAAGUAUUUUUUUCUAUCAUUGCAAAAUGUCAACAUAUGGUAGUCCAAUCAAAUUCAAGUGCACGGAAUAUCUUUUUACCUAAGGUUAAACAUUUCAGCCCCAACGGGUCACUUUCCUUACCAAGUUACAGCCUUCUAGCAUCUCUUAUGGCCUCUGAAGCAUGACAUUACCAUGAACAGUAUGGCCUGUAGCUAGCAAGCAGAGAAGUCAAGUGUCCUGAUAUUCGUAGCUAUAAUCUUUAUGGUCUGUUAGGGUUGCAAUAUUACAGUAACUUUCUCAAAGUUCCUAGGUUUUUCAGAAAUCCUGGUUGGAAAAUUUCCUGCUUUUACCCUUCUGAUUCCAGGAAUUUUCCAACCAGAAAACCUAGGAAUGUUGUGAAAAUUACUGUAAUUUUGCAAUACUAUGGUGGUAUGUAUGCAUGUAUGCUGUGGUCAGACAUUCAGCAUUUGGGCCUUAUUUGAAUGAGUGUCUUCCUUUGACCCAGAAGAGCCUGACCACAGGAGGUUGGUGGCACCUUAAUUGGGGAGGACUGGCUGGUGGUAAUGGCCGGAGCGGAAUGGUAUCAAAUACAUUAAAUAAAAUGUUUCCAUGUGUUUGAUGCCAUUCCAUCACUCCAUUCCAGAUAUUAUUAUGAGCCUUUCUCCCCUCAGCAGUCUCCACUGAGCCUGACUGAAGUAGCCUGGUUAAACCAGAAUGAAUGCAGCACUCACCAUUGUUUCACUUCAUGAGUGCCGUGUUAAAUAUGGGUUAACCAGGCUAUGAUAGAAGGGCCACGUUACAGGUGGUACUAACUACUCAUACUGGGAUUGCAGAUUGUACUGGGCCAUGUUCAUUAGGGCAAACCGUGGGAAAAUGUUUUGCAACAGAAAACAAAAAUAAGCUUGUCUUAUUGGACAAGGCCAGAUGGUACCUUCUGAUUUCACUCCUUUUUGGACACUUUUUGUCCAUUUCGUGCCUACUGAACAUAAACUAGGUAACAGUGCCUGUUGUGUUAUGGGCAUCUGCAUGUGAUGGCAGCCCUGUGGCGCCACCUAUGGGAUGACUGCAAUGUACUGUCUCAGAAACGCACAUUGCCUGUUUCCUCACAUAUUGUUUAUUUAAAUGUACAUUUCCUGCUGUAGUAACCAAACUGUCCUACUGAUGUAUUGUAUUGACAAAUCACAGGAGGUUGGUGGCACCUUAAUUGGGGAGGGGCUAGUGGUAAUGGAUGGAGUGGAAUGGGUUGGUAUCAAAUACAUGGUUUCCAUGCGUUUGCCAUUUCAUUUACUCCGUUCCAGCCAUUAUGAGCUGUCCUCCCCUUCGCAGCCUCCACUGAUACGAUUUGUACUGUAUGUAAAGAAUGAAAUGCAUAAAGAAUUGUACUAUUAUCAUUA